AUGGACGGCAACGUGGAAGAGGUCGUUGACCAACAGCCACACGCGGAAUGUCAUGGCGACAAAGACUCUAACAUUACUAAAGAGGUUCCUCCAAAUAAUGAAGCCCCCUCCCCUCAGGUUUCAAACGAGACCGAUGAUACAGAUAACACAGCAAGCGACUCAGACAACGAGCUUCCAUGUGCGACAACUGUGACUACCUCAUCUGAAGAUGCAGAUGAAAGAAAGACCGACUUGGAAUCUACUGCUUGCCCUGAACGGGAUGGCCAACAAGUAGCUGAUAUCUCUUCGGUAGCGGAUGAUGAAUCAUCUUCACAAGCACCGGCCACAGAGAGCACACACAGUGACGAAAAAAGUCAGGAUGCCAGUGAGACACCUGCUGCUAGAGCCGAAUCAGAGUCAACAACUCCUACGACCAGUGAUGGAGAUGAGGCAAAAGACGCCAAACCAACAGAGAGCAAAUCUCAAGAUGUCGUUGAUGGGGAAGAUGAAGACCAGACCAAGCCCAGCAACAACGAAGAUGAGACCAAGCCCAGCAACAACGAAGAUGAGACCAAACCCAGCAUCGGUGAAGAUGAGAUUAAGCCCGUCAACGAGGAGGCCAACAAUUUGCCACCUCUUGAAGAAGCAGAUCAAAACGAACCUCAAAAGGACAACGAAUAUGAAAACCAAUCUUAUUCUUACCCUAAACCCAAACGAGAGGUUGAUCCUGCCACCAUAUUCUUACCGAGAUCGCCAUAUUUCAACCCCUUUGAUAACAACGCACCUCUACGCCGUGGAUCCAUUGAUGGCAUUCCUCCUCUAGAUGAUACACCAGCAAAUGACGAACCCCCUGUGGAGUCAUUUGCGAAAAGAGACUGGAUGCGUCAGAAGGAGAAGCUGGGCGAGAAGAACGAAAUCCUCGAUGAGGUGAUGGAAAUGGUGGGACUUGAGUCACCAAAGAUGGCUUUCUUAGAGGUCAAAGCCAUGAUUGAUGCGUCGCAAAGUCGACAGGGGAAGUUGAGACGACAAGAUCUCAACCUCGUUCUAGUGGGAAACCCGGGAACCGAAAAAUCAGGUCACACGCUCUGCCAGAAAGAACACAUAGGGGAUCUCAGAGAUGCUCUCACAGGGGUACUAUAUAUCAGCGAUGUGGAGUUUGCAGAUAGAUACUCACGGGCAUUGCUAAUGGAGAUAUUGAAGGGCAUCUCUGAAAAGGUUGUCGUUGUCCUUUCAGGAUCUUCCAACCGCAUCCCAGAAGUUCUAGGAAGCUCUCCAGCAGCUAGAUGGCUAUUUCCGCGCCAAAUACACUUUGAAGACUACAGUGACGAUGAGCUUCGACGAAUUUUUGUUCAAAUGGUUGCACAAAACUCGUUCAAGAUAGAGCAAGGGUCCCUGGGACCAUUUCCGCGCAUACUGGCUCAGCGCGUUGGCCGUAGCCGCGAGGAACAUGGAUUCGGAAACGUACACGAGCUUCGUCUGGCUUAUGGAAAGAUACUGGAGCGACAAUCGACCCGCAUUCGAAAGAGGAUGUCGGAAAUUGAAGACUCAUGGACUGAGACGUUGCCGGAUGAACACUUGUUAACGGGACAAGACAUCAUCGGACCCGAGCCUGAGGACAUCCGAACAAAGAGCGAGGCAUGGAAAGAACUUCAAAAGAUGGCUGGCCUGGAAGACAUCAAGUCAGCCGUCGACCAGCUCCUCAGUAGGUCAAAGAUCAACUAUCAAAGGGAGAUUAACGGCAUGAAGCUGCUCAAGACGUCUCUCAACCGGAUUUUCAUUGGACCUCCUGGCACGGGAAAAACCACCGUGGCCAAGCUCUACGGCCAAAUCCUGGCUGACAUUGGUUUGGUCUCCAGCCGAAAAGUCAUCUACAAGACGCCGGGCGACUUCAUCGGCCAGUAUAUCGGCGAAUCGGAAACCAAGACCAGCGCAAUUCUUGAUGCGACCAAAGGCAAGAUCUUGAUCAUAGACGAUGCGCACAUGUUUUACCAAGGCAAUGAACUUGGAUCCGGCGAAACAGACGAGUUUCGGCUGGGUUGCAUUGAUAUUCUCGUCUCCAAGAUCCAUAACAAACCAGGGGAAGACCGUUGCGUGAUCCUCGUUGGAUACCCGGAUAGGAUGGAAGACAUGCUCCAAAAGUGCAACCCAGGGUUACGACGGCGGUUCCCGCUUGAGGAAGCCUUCCGAUUUGAUAACUAUGAUGACAAUCGUCUCCAAGAGAUUCUCGACAUCAAGAUGGAGGAGGACGGAAUCAGAGCCUCGCCUGAGGCCAUGAAGGUCGCAUCAGAAUUACUGCGGCGGGCAAGAGAUAGGCCAAACUUUGGCAACGGCGGUGAUGUCGUCAACUUUCUAAACCAGGCCAAGGCCAGACACAGGGAGAGAAUGUCGAAGAUCACCGAUGUCGAGAAAAUGGACAUUGUGCUUCAGCCCGAAGACUUUGAUCCCAAAUAUGACAGAGGUGCCACAGCUGCUGGAAAGUGUCGUGCGCUCUUUGAUGGACUUAUUGGAUUUGAAGACACUAUCCAGCGCUUCCAAACAUAUCAGCGCAUAGCUGAGAACCUGAGACGCAACAACAAGGAUCCUCGUGGCAUCAUCCCGUUCACAUACAUCUUCAAGGGUCCUCCAGGCACCGGAAAAACGCACACUGCUCGCAUCAUUGGCCAAAUCUUCUAUGACAUGGGGUUCCUCUCUACUAAUGAGGUGAUUGAGUGCUCUGCAACACAUCUCAUUGGAAAGUAUGUCGGACAUACCGGACCCAAGGUGGUUGAGCUGUUUGAGCGGGCGUUGGGAAAAGUCUUGUUCAUCGACGAGGCAUACCGCCUAGCAUCUGGCGGCCAUGACAGCUUUUCGAAUGAAGCAGUUGGAGAAAUCGUCGAUUGUAUGACCAAGACACGCUAUCAUCGAAAAAUGGUCAUUGUCAUGGCCGGAUAUACCCACGAUAUGGACCUUCUCAUGAAGGCCAAUGCCGGGCUCCGGGGACGAUUUGCUACGGAGAUAAUGUUCACUCCCAUGGACUCCGAGUCUGCUUUGAAGCACCUUUGCAAUCUGCUAGCCAAACAGGAUAUCCAGCUUCUGGAAGCCGAAGACGGCUCCAACGUUCAAGAAACUGGAAUAAUGAUGAACUUAUUCGAGAUGCUGGCCAAGACAAAAGGCUGGUCGAACGGGCGAGAUAUGCAGACGCUUGCCGGUGUGGUGACGGAAUAUGUGUAUGGAAAUAUUGAUGGUUUUGAGCAGUGGCAAGGCAGAGGGUUGUGCAUUACGAGAAAGGAUUUGAUCAGAUUGAUGAGGGAUAUGCUUCAGCAACGAAUGAAAGGGGGAAUGAACGAAGUAGUACUAAAGGAAGUGGACUAA
Molecule: messenger RNA, 3330 nt
Organism: Trichoderma aggressivum f. europaeum
Lineage: Eukaryota; Fungi; Ascomycota; Sordariomycetes; Hypocreales; Hypocreaceae
Exons: 3
Coding region: 1-3330 (1109 amino acids)
Molecular function (GO): ATP hydrolysis activity; ATP binding
Source: RefSeq, a predicted model, not a curated record